This is a messenger RNA of Psilocybe cubensis, 1632 nucleotides long. RefSeq lists its product as uncharacterized. The record is from RefSeq and is a predicted model, not a curated record. Gene Ontology annotation, molecular function: zinc ion binding; nucleic acid binding. The transcript is spliced from 6 exons. The coding region runs from base 1 to 1632 and encodes 543 amino acids. Lineage: Eukaryota; Fungi; Basidiomycota; Agaricomycetes; Agaricales; Agrocybaceae.
AUGGUCUCUGUAGAAAUAAUUGACCUUACUACACCUCCCCCGAUCCCACAGCCUUCGACUGUUCAUCUUGACUCAUCGCAUGCGGUGCAAGUAGAAGAAGUUACGGAGGCUGCGACGAGUCAAAAACCAAGGCGAAAACGCAAACGAAAAUCUAGAAAUUCACAUAACAGUCCAGCUACCACGGCCUGUCCGUCCUCCAGGAGUUCCCCGGAUAGAGAGCUUGAUUUCGAAGCACAGGCAAAGCGGAAGCGCUCAGACCCUUCUUCAAGUGGUAGAACCAGCCAAGAAAAUGGCCUUCAGGAUAUCACUGAUAAACAAGAUAAUCUUCAAGCUGAAGAUCAAGAUCUGUUCUAUGUAGACGUUACUCCGGUUCCAGUGCCCUCUGCGCGUCAAAUAAUGGCAGAAAGGUCCAAUGAGCCUGUUGAAACAUCAGGAAAGCUGCUUGUUCCUGCGCACGUUACUGUUUUGGGAAGCACUCCUGUGGAAAUAAUUAGUCAACCCGCUGUGGACUCUGAAGAUGAGAACUUCAUUGACUAUCUUGACUAUGAUGAUUCUAAGCAUACGCUUCGAUACUUUGAUGAUACCCCUAAUGAGGCUAUUGCUCUCAAUCGAACUGUGUGCAAAAACUGUGGUGCGGAAGGAGAACAUAAAACCUCGGCCUGUCCAGUUAUGAUUUGUCUGACAUGUGGCGCCCGGGACGAACAUUCUACACGGUCAUGCCCUAUAAGUAAAGUUUGCUUUACUUGCGGGAUGAAAGGGCAUAUCAACUCUAAUUGUCCUAAUCGACGGUCAGCCCGUGCAUUGAUGGCAAUUAGUGAAUAUGAAUGUGAUAGAUGCUCUUCAUCUCGACAUCAAACCAACGAAUGCCCGACGUUAUGGCGCAUGUACGAGUAUUUUGGUACUGAGGAACAAACUUGGACUCUCAAUGUCCGACAAUCCAAGAAAGAUCUGAGGCUUGGUGAAGGCGGCGAAGGCUUUGUGGGCGACGAUGAAUGGUGCUAUUGUUGUGGAGGUCAUGGACAUUGGGGAGAUGACUGUAACGACCAAGAAGAGAACCGAUUCCCAGAAGAUUUUUCUGCUUUCAGCAAAGUUAACGUUAUGAAUGGCCCGUUCUAUGACCCCGCAAAAGAAUUGAAAAAGUUCAAAUCAAAUACCAAAAGUCGCGUCCGGGACUGGGACAAAGAUAAUCUGUCCUGGGAUAAAGAUGCACCUAGUAAUGUUGGGCGGCGAGCUAGAAUGAAAUCGAGGGCUAUAUUAGCACAGCAAGAACAACACGCCGAAGCAGAUUCUAAUGAUUGGUUCAGUAACUCAGCCAAGCACCGUAGCGGACUACCGCCAAAACCUAAAAGCUCCUUAUCCAUCAAUUUUAAAUCAUCUCUAGGCACGGCUAAGUCGCACAGCAUGCCCAACAACAAUCCUAGCCUGUUAGCUCGUAUAAGUGAACCCUCACAGGACAAACAUCGAUCGAACCGCUCCGAUAAACGCUACUUAGGGGAUGGUUGUUCGAGUUCACGAAGGAAUCAUCAUGAGCAUUCUAGACGCGAUGACAAGUCAUCUUUGGAUCACUAUUCAGGCAGGAACCGCCGUCACGUCGAUUCCGGACCCCGUUACAAAGGCGGAUAUGGGAAGUAA